UAAUAAUAAUCUCCCAAUAUCUCUCUCUAUUCAUCACCACUCCUCUUCUUCUACACCUCUGAACAAAGACAAAAAAAAACCGUGGAUCUAUCUAUAUCCCCAUUCUCCACCGCCAUUUCCAAUUCCCAGCUCACAUCUUUCGAACUCAAAAUCUCUGCGAAUCGAAAAAAGAGUUUUGUUCUAUUUCUGUUUCUAACAAAUAUAUGUAUAUAUAUAUAUAAAACAAACCUUAUCUUAAUUUGAAAGUAAAGCAGAAACAGAAACAGAAACACAUGGCUUAUAAUUUCCCAGAUCUACACCAAACCCACUUCUACUACUAGCAAAUUCAGAUCACAAACCAGCCUACGUCUUUUGGCAAUGUCAGAUCUGACGUUUUCGGAGCCGCAAUCCCACAUCGACCACUUCGACCGCCUUCCCGACUCUAUCCUCCUCUUGAUCUUCAACAGGAUCGGCGAUGUCAAGGCCUUGGGUCGGUGCUGCGUCGUUUCGCGCCGCUUCCACUCCCUCGUCCCUCAGGUAGACAACGUCGUCGUUCGGGUCGACUGCGUUAUCUCCGACGACGACUCUUCGUCUUCUUCGCUUUCCGCCCCGGCUAUCUCCUGCUCCUCCGACAAGUCUCGCAACCCCUUCUCGAACCUCUUCCGUUUCGUUUUCGGCGGAAUCGUCAAGCCACUUCAGCUCUUUACCCAACUCCUUAACCCUAAGAGACCCGCUUCGUCUUCUUCCGCCUCCUCCGCUCUGUUGCUCUCCGAAGACUCCGAUGCCGAACACGGUGGAGGCGGUGGCGGUGGAGGCGUUACUCACCAUUCCCCGACCCAGGUCCUCAAAAACUUCAACGAAAUUCGCUUCCUUCGAAUCGAGCUUCCCAGCGGCGAAUUGGGUAUCGAGGAUGGGGUUUUGCUCAAAUGGCGUGCCGAUUUCGGCUCCACCCUCGACGAUUGCGUCAUUCUCGGCGCCUCUGCGGUUUUCCGGUCCCCGGCGUACGCCGCCGCCGCCGAUGCAGCAGCCGCCUGCGGUACCGGAGAGGACAACGGGAGCAUACCGGAUUCGUUUUACACGAAUGGGGGUCUGAAACUGCGUGUGGUUUGGACAAUUAGCUCUUUGAUUGCAGCUUCGGCUAGGCAUUACUUGCUGCAACCCAUAAUUUCGGAGCACAAGACGUUGGAUAAUCUCGUGCUGACCGAUGCCGAUGGGCAAGGCGUGUUGUGUAUGAAUAGGGAGCAGCUGGAGGAGCUGAGAGUGAAGCCGCUAUCGGCUUCCUCUGCCUCGAAGAGGACCCAAGUUCCGGCUCUUAAUAUGCGCCUUUGGUAUGCGCCGCACUUGGAAUUGCCCGAUGGGAUGGUUCUCAAGGGUGCCACCCUUGUCGCCAUUCGGCCCAGCGAUCAGUCUGUGCCCGCCAUGAGCAAGAAGGAAGUGUCCGAUGUGUCGUGGGUCUCCACGGCUUUCGAGGAGCCUUAUGGUACUGCCGCCAAGAUGCUCGUCAAGCGGAGGACUUACUGUCUUGAGAUGAACUCAUUCUGAAUUCAUACUUUCACAGAGAGUAAUGUGAUCUGAGGGAAGGCACAAUCAUACAAGAGAAAGUGGAGGAUGUGCAUGUUUUUUUGCAAACAGAGAAUUAGAUGACAAUUUUGCUUUAUGAAUAUCUCAGUUGGGUGCCAAGCCAACUUUUGUGGACUGCCACUGAAACACCAAUCCUUGGUUGAAUAUGCAUGCACUGUUAAUCUCUCACCCGGUAUGCUGGAAUUGAUGGUGGAAAUGCAUCUGUGCUUGUUGUUUUGAUUUGAGGCAUAUGCUUGUAAGAUUGCACACAUGCAACUAAAAUGAUGUUGUAAGAUCUUUCAGUUCGUGUAGUCAUUUACUUUAUUUAAACCAUCUCUGUAUGUGAAUAUUGUAGUUAUGAUGAAUAUGUGAUGUUUAUGUUAUACUUAAAAAGGUUAUUGAGCAAUGUACUAUUAUGCUUCAAAUGA
Messenger RNA from Quercus robur (English oak), 1967 nucleotides. Its product is annotated as F-box protein At5g46170. NCBI's taxonomy places the organism in Eukaryota, Viridiplantae, Streptophyta, Magnoliopsida, Fagales, Fagaceae. Gene Ontology annotation, molecular function: protein binding. The record is from RefSeq and is a predicted model, not a curated record. The transcript is spliced from 2 exons. The coding region runs from base 358 to 1521 and encodes 387 amino acids.